AUGUACAACGGACCGAUCUUGCGUAAUUUCGCAAUGUCGCCCCACAAAUCCGGGCAGACAGAGGCACUUGUAACUCCCGGGCAGAUCACGGCAGGCUGCUCCGUUCCUACACAACGGCUCGACAAAGCUGGCGUCUGUCCGUUGGUAGGGCACCUCGUGCUCGAGUCCUCUGCGGUACCUGUCUUCGGGCCGGCGACUGGUUCCGACCGAAUCAGCAACUGA
Molecule: messenger RNA, 222 nt
Organism: Protopolystoma xenopodis
Lineage: Eukaryota; Metazoa; Platyhelminthes; Monogenea; Polystomatidea; Polystomatidae
Source: the annotation of a GenBank genome assembly